Prorocentrum cordatum is the source of this 603-nucleotide messenger RNA. The record is from the annotation of a GenBank genome assembly. NCBI's taxonomy places the organism in Eukaryota, Dinophyceae, Prorocentrales, Prorocentraceae.
GCACACCGCCGAUAUCGGUUUUGGAAUCAACCUCCAGGCCUAUCACGUUCAGAAGGCCGCCCCCCCCCCUCUUUGGCGCCACCCCUGGCGCGCGCCGCUGGCAUCCAGCACUCCUGGAUGGUCAAGGACCCGGACCUCGUGUGGCUCGACGACAAGCACGAGCAGGUGGGCCGCGCCGCGGCGUUGCUGGGCGGCCGCGAGGUGCACAUGCCCACCCUCGCCCACGCGGCCGCGGGCGACGAGGCCGCGCUGGCCGCGCUGAAGGCCGCCGUGCGCGAGCGCCGCGCCCGGAACGAGCCCAUCGUCGUGAAGCCGCGCCACGGCUCCAACUCGAAGCACGUGAGCCUCUGGCCCGCGCCGCUCGACGCGGGGGAGGCCGAGGUGCUGGCGAGCGCGGACAGCGCCAUGGAGUCCUGGGACGACUCCUGGGACAGGGAGUCGUGGAACCAGCCAACGCCGUGCCGCGCGGCUGCCUCCUCCAGCCGCUGUACGCGCCGAUGGCCUCCUUCCUGGGCCCUGGGGAGGAGGCGUGCGCCCUGCUCUCCCGGCCGCUGGAGCUCAAGGUCCAGGUGCUCUUCGGCGAGGCCGUGGGCGGGACCCUGA